Molecule: messenger RNA, 749 nt
Organism: Ectocarpus sp. CCAP 1310/34
Lineage: Eukaryota; Phaeophyceae; Ectocarpales; Ectocarpaceae
Source: the annotation of a GenBank genome assembly
AACACGCGAUGCAUCGUUGCCGGUGAAGACGGCAAGGAAUGCGGCCGAUUGUACAAGCACGUGACCCGGAACGGCACGCGUCCACUGCUUGACCAUCUGCAGAAGAAGCACGUUCCACAGUGCGACUUGGCGAUGGCAGCGAGCAACAAAUCGACGAAAGCGAAGCAGGCGAAAGGCAAAGUAUACGCUACGGCUGCUGCUGCUCGUGGCCAAUCCUUCUUUCCCGGGCAAAAGAAGACCCCCAUCACCCCUCAGCUGAAGGAGCGCCUGGACCGCCUUUCGGUGAUAUGUUGUGUGCAGAGUGGACGGUCAUAGACUGCCCGCACAGACCCGUGGCACCUACUGAUGCUGGCGGAGUUUGUGCCGGAGUACGCCGCUACGGACACAUCACACCAAGUGUUGAAAAAGAUCUUGUUGGAAAUGUACCAGACGGCGAAGGCUUACCUUGUCGCCCAGCUCAAGGGAGCCUACGAGGAACUGCAGAAGAUCGGCUAUCACGGGCCGUUCUGCUGUCUAUAGCUGGACAUCGAUUGGCACCGACGAGUUCUGCACAGCCUCGGUGUCGGUGAUUCUGUCCAACGACAUGUUGCCGAGGCACCUCAACCUUGCGACCAAGGUGUUCCGAGGCCAGUACACAAAACGACCAUCAAGACGUGGAUCGAACAGUUGACGACUGAUGUUUUCGAGUCGAUCGUUCCAGCGGUGGACCCGUUGGACGUGUACGUUGCGGCCACGGUCGACCAGGGGCU